Molecule: messenger RNA, 1363 nt
Organism: Trachymyrmex septentrionalis
Lineage: Eukaryota; Metazoa; Arthropoda; Insecta; Hymenoptera; Formicidae
Gene: Alg1
Product: chitobiosyldiphosphodolichol beta-mannosyltransferase
Exons: 6
Coding region: 18-1328 (436 amino acids)
Cellular component (GO): endoplasmic reticulum
Molecular function (GO): mannosyltransferase activity
Source: RefSeq, a predicted model, not a curated record
UUCCGUUCUCAUUCGAAAUGUUGAUGCUAUUCCUGCUAUUCUCGCUGAUUCUUAUUUUACGUAAAUUCUACCUGAACAAAUUCAAAUCCGGCAAUAAUGUUUGCGUGUUGGUACUUGGUGACAUUGGCAGAAGUCCGCGAAUGCAAUAUCAUGCGAUUUCCUUCGCUCGAGAAGGUUUCACCGUGGAUGUCGUAGGUUAUCCCGGCUCAUCACCGAUCAGGGAGAUCAGUGAAAAUGCGCGCAUACAGAUCCACUAUUUGCGACCGCCUCCUGAAUUACGAAAUAAAUUGCCACGUCUUUUUUGUUACAUAAUAAAAGUGAUAUGGCAAACAGCUGAUCUUUUAUGGUUGUUAUUUUGUAAACGCCUAUCAGAUGCAGUAAUAACACAGAAUCCACCUGCAAUACCAACCAUUCCAAUAUGUUGGUUUUAUUGUGUUCUAACAGAGGCACAAUUUACCAUUGAUUGGCAUAAUUAUGCUCAUUCAAUCAUGGCAUUGAGCUUGGGAGAAAACCAUAUCUUAGUUAGAUUAUCAAAAAAUAUCGAGACAAUGUUUGGUUGCAGAGCAAAGAAUAAUUUCUGUGUCAGCAAAGCAAUGAAGGAAGAUUUGGAAAAGAAAUGGGCUAUCCAAGCAAAGGUUUUAUAUGAUAGACCAACAGAUAAAUUUCAUUCAAUAACUUUAACAGAGAAGAAUAAGUUUUUGCAAGAAUUAGCUGAAACAUAUGGUAUAUAUGUACCACCCAUAAGAUCUGGCUUUAUUGUAUCCAGUACUAGUUGGACUGAAGAUGAAGAUUUCUCAAUUUUGCUAAACGCAUUACAAGAAUAUGAGAACGCAUGUGAAAAUGGCGAGUUAAAUUUGCCAGAUUUGGUUUGCGUAAUAACAGGUAAAGGACCGUUAAAGGAUUUUUAUAUGGCAAUCAUUGAUUUAAAAAAAUGGAAACAUGUUGAAAUAAAGACACCAUGGCUCAAGAAUGAGGAAUACCCCAAAAUAUUAGCUAGUGCAGACUUAGGUGUGUGUCUUCACACCUCAUCCAGUGGACUGGAUUUACCAAUGAAAGUCGUCGACAUGUUUGGCUGCCGUUUACCAGUUUGCGCAUACAAUUUUAAUUGCUUGUCGGAGUUGAUAAAGCAUAAUGAGAAUAGUUUGGUAUUCGCUGAUGAAAAGGAGCUGGCUGAACAAUUGAAAAUGUGGUUUCAAGAUUACCCCAAUAACAAGACUCAACAACAAUUACGUGAAAAGUUUCAAGAGAACAUGUUUACGUCUCAACAGAAUUGUAAUGAUUGGCACAGUAACUGGAAGCUCAAUGUAUUGCCUUAUUUUCAAAAGUGAUUUUGAUUAUAUUGUUCCAUUGUAUUUUCAUAAAC